AUGAAGCAAAAAGCUUAUAGUUUAAAAAUACUGCAACAAUUUUAUCGAUAUGGAGGUGAAGAGCCUAAGCGUCAAAGCUUAGACGCUCGUCCAAGUGAGUCCCGAGAUAUCCGUACAUCAUACGGAGGCAAUUCUAGAAACUACGACCGUGGUGGUCGGCGCGACGACCGCGAACGUGACCGCGACCGUGAUUACGAUCGCGGCUACGACUCGCGAUAUCCGCGCAGAGACCGCGCUAUAGAAUCUGGCCCAGGUCGUGAUACCGGAUACCAGAAUGGAGAGUCAGAUCGCUGGUCCGAGUCGGAGCGAUGGAGCGAGCGUGGAGGGCGCGGGCGCGAGCGCGACGUGCGCCGCGACGAGGACACCGAGCCGCCGGCGCCGCGCAACGACCGUUGGAAAGAGCCCGAGCCGCGCACCGAGGAGCGCACCAACUCGCGCUGGGCCUCGGACGAUGUGCGUCGCACGAGCUCCCGCAGGGACGAGAAUGACUGGACGAUCCCGUUACCUCGCGACGAGCGGCAGGAGUUGGAGCUGUUUGGCACUGGCAACACUGGCAUUAACUUCUCAAAAUACGAGGAUAUACCGGUUGAGGCCAGCGGCGACCGCGUACCGGACUUUAUCACCAGCUUUGAGGAUGUUAACUUGACGGAAAUAAUGCGUUCGAACAUUAUGAUGGCUCGUUAUGACAAGCCGACGCCGGUGCAGAAGUACGCUAUUCCUAUAGUAUUGGGACAUAGAGACGUGAUGGCAUGCGCUCAGACGGGUUCCGGCAAAACCGCCGCUUUCCUGGUGCCAAUACUCAAUCAGAUGUAUGAAGCGGGGCCCGUAAAAAAUAUGGGACCAUACAAGCCACGCAAACAGUAUCCCCUGGGAUUGGUGUUAGCUCCAACUCGUGAACUCGCCACCCAAAUUUACGACGAGGCUAGAAAAUUCGCCUACCGUUCCCGUGUGCGACCCUGUGUUGUAUAUGGAGGUUCCCCAGUUCCUGAUCAACUGCGUGAAUUAGAACGAGGCUGCCACCUGCUGGUGGCCACACCCGGUCGUCUCGUGGACAUGUUGGCUCGCGGCCGUGUCGCACUCGACCACUGUCGUCACUUGGUACUUGACGAAGCUGAUCGUAUGCUUGACAUGGGUUUCGAGCCGCAGAUCCGAAAGAUUGUCGAGUGCCACACCAUGCCCAAAACUGGUGAACGACAGACCUUGAUGUUCUCAGCAACCUUCCCCAAGCAGAUUCAAGUACUGGCACAGGACUUUCUGCAUAAUUAUGUUUUCUUGGCAGUUGGACGUGUUGGGUCCACAUCAGAGAAUAUUACACAAAAGGUGGUCUGGGUAGAGGAGUCACACAAGCGUUCAUUUUUGUUGGACUUGUUGAACGCCUCUAAUUUAUUACAACGUGCGCGCCCGGAAGAAGAUCAACUUACCCUUGUUUUUGUUGAAACUAAGAAAGGUGCUGACCAGCUCGAGGAUUAUUUGCACAGCGAGGGCUACCCAGUGACGUCGAUCCACGGCGACCGCACGCAGCGCGAGCGCGAGGAGGCGUUGCGUCGCUUCCGCUCCGGACAGACGCCAAUACUCGUGGCCACGGCGGUGGCCGCUAGAGGUCUCGACAUACCCCAUGUGCGUCACGUUAUCAAUUUUGAUUUGCCAUCGGACGUGGAAGAAUACGUGCACCGCAUUGGUCGUACGGGGCGUAUGGGGAACCUUGGUGUUGCCACCUCCUUCUUUAACGACUCCAACCGUGGGCUAGCACGCGAUCUCGUCGAGCUACUUGUCGAGGCUAAACAGGAUGUGCCCAACUGGCUGACGAGCACGGCGGCGGACGGGCGUCUGGGCGGCGGCGGGCGGCGCGCCGGCAGUCGGUCGGGCGGCGGCCGAUCCGGCGGCAGCGCGUUCGGCGCGCGCGACUUCCGCACGCAGCCGCGCCAGCCGCAGCGCUCCGCGGGACCCUCCAUGGGCGGCUCCGGAUUCGGUUACGGCGGCGGCUCGUAUGGCGGCAACUAUGGCGGCUCGUACGGCGGCGGCGGCGGCGGCGGCGGUGGCGGCCCCGACUGGUGGGGUAACGACUCGUAA
Messenger RNA from Parnassius apollo (apollo), 2070 nucleotides. The record is from the annotation of a GenBank genome assembly. Lineage: Eukaryota; Metazoa; Arthropoda; Insecta; Lepidoptera; Papilionidae.